Molecule: messenger RNA, 1354 nt
Organism: Labrus mixtus (cuckoo wrasse)
Lineage: Eukaryota; Metazoa; Chordata; Actinopteri; Labriformes; Labridae
Exons: 5
Coding region: 151-858 (235 amino acids)
Source: RefSeq, a predicted model, not a curated record
AGACAUGUUGGUGGUCUCUUCAGUCUAAAAGCCCCUGCUCACUCCCUCACACACACACACACACACUAACAGCUCGUUCACUGAUCACUCUGUGUCCUCGUGCUCCUGCAGCGCGAGCCCUAAACCCCUGGAGAUUAUCAUUAAUAAAUAAUGGCAGAUGUCACGUGGAUCAUCACUUUGCUCUGUGCUGCAGCUCACCUGUCCUCAGCCUCACCUGUUCUCCGCUCAGCCCUUGUGGUCCAGCCAGGUCAUAAUGUGUCUCUGAGCUGUAACCUGACCUCCUGCGGUCAGAUCACCUGGUACCUGCUGCGCUCCGAUCAGCUGCUGCCCCUGCUGACGGUCACCCUUGACACGUUUGGUCAGCGUCCCGUGAACUACCACGCCGCUGCCGACAGACGGAGAUACGUUGAGGAGAAGGGAUUGGUCGCUCUGAUGAUUCUGCAGGUGGAGGAGGAGGAUGCAGGACUGUAUUUCUGCUCCGGGACGUGUGCAGAUAAUGUUUGUGUCAGCAGAGGGAUUCACCUGGCUGUUCAUGGAGCUGGAGGGGAGUCUGCAGGGCUGCCAUGUUGGACUCUAGGGAUCUGUGUUCUUCCAGCUGUACUCGUCUCCUGUUUCCUCUUCAUCGUCAUCGGACUCGUCCUGUACUCAGGUAAACCAGCUGUUUGCAGCUGUAGAUGCAACAAGAGUCCAAAGGUCACAGAGGACGCGUCUCUGCACUACUCCAGUCUGAAGCAUGCAGGAAAGCCCCGCCCCUCUGGCCGAGGAGCAGGAGGAGGAGGGACAGGAUUGGUUAAAAUGGAAGUCACAUACUCCACGGUGGCCGGUUGCAAAAACCCAAAUGGUUCAAAUAAUCGCUGACUUUGUGUUACUGUCAUAUUCUAACACCAAUUACACCAAAUACACCAAAUACAAAGCUCUGAUACCGAAUGUAAGUCUUCUUAGACUCAAAUGUUUUUUUUAUUGUUAUUAUUUUCUGCUCUUUAAAGACGUAAAGAAUGAGUCACACACUGUUUUUUUAUAUACUGUAAGUCUCUAUGAAUACUGUAACUCACCACACUUUGACUCGCCUCCUCUUUAAAUCACAUCAGACUGUCAACAUGUUGUAAAUAUGAUCCUCAGCUUUACUUUUAUCAAACUUCAUUUCACCUCCAUAAGAACUUCAACAUUCACAAAAACACAAGAAGAAUGUAAAACAUGCGACUGACUGACUGUUUCUGACAAAAGCACGACUGAUAUCUGCUCUUCAUGGAUCAAUCCAGCAUCCAUUGUUGCUUAUCUUCUUUGUUACUGAUGAUCGAAUGUUUUUAUCUACAAUUUAAUUCUGUUUCAAAUAAAUACAGAGAGAUAUAAACAA